Aspergillus glaucus CBS 516.65 is the source of this 3086-nucleotide messenger RNA. RefSeq lists its product as uncharacterized. Lineage: Eukaryota; Fungi; Ascomycota; Eurotiomycetes; Eurotiales; Aspergillaceae. The transcript has 2 exons. The record is from RefSeq and is a predicted model, not a curated record. Bases 424 to 3009 code for a protein of 861 amino acids.
CCAUAUAAGGCCUCGUCUAAUUGCGGAUCAUUGAUAUCUCCGAUUCCCCGAAUCCCCACUUCAAAUCCAACCAGCGCCUGCGCAGGCUAUGCACGUUGAUCCGGAAUCCCGUUAAGGGCUGGUGAGGCCGGAUCUGGUACUGUUACGUCCAACAUUCCAGGUAUCAUGCGGGAACUAUCUCGGCUGGCAGGAUGGUACCUGACAGCUAACGUUGACUGGUUCUUGCGCCAUCCAGGAUGACAUCUUUCAGGGAAGAUCCCUUCCACAUGUAAAUAGCAGCGGACCCUUGGAUUAAAAUCCCCGCAAGUGGAGUGUUACAAUCAGGCUGUCGCAUUUUUUUUCUCUCGGCGCCCCAGGGUGGUUCCCGAAUCUUUCAAAAGCGGCAGGCUGUCGCGUGUCCUCCAUGUUCGCGACAUCAUUAAGAUGAAGGGGUUUCUGUCACUUCUCAAGGCCGCUGGCCAGACCCUGUGGGAGCGCACAGGCUGGGAUGCCACUCGCAAAUAUCUCUUUUCCGUCAUCUUUGUCUCCGUGGUCGCCUCCAAAGUCCUCCAUAUCUACACCCAUACCUACUAUCUGACCCUGAAUCGCUUCCUCGUCUGGGGUUCAACCUUUUUCCUACAGGAUGUUAUAUUCCUUUUUAUCGCGCGCGCUUUCGCCGGGUCGUUCCAACGGUUGCCGCUCCGGAUCAUGGGCGGCGUGACCGUCCUUUUUCUCAGUCUAUACGUCUCACUGCUGGCCGCGGCGACCAUCUCUUUUUACGCCGUCAUGGGUCGCGAUUUCCAUUGGGGGCCGGUGAUUGGAUUUUUCGGAGACAUGGCGGACGCCAAAGCCCUGGUGAUAGGCAUCUUUGGUGCCAUCUUCUUCGAGAUUGUCAUCUUGGUCGGCUCGUACUUCGCCACACCAUAUGUAUACGAGGUUACCGGGGGGUUCACCAAGAUUUGGUCUUUGUCUGUAUCGGCCCUGCUGCGUUGCGUCUUCCGGAGGAAAAAGCAACAACCUCUCCCAGAUCCAGAAGUCUACGAGCAAAUUGCCCUCGAUGACCACGAGGAUGAUAAGAGCGACAAUGAGUUCGGAUUACCCAUGGAGCCGCCCCGGCCUCGCGAAAACCCGCGCGACCACCGUUCUGGGUCCUUGCUGAAGCGCUCCGUCGUCAUUUCGGUCAGCUUGAUCGUCGUUUUACUCAGUUGCGUUCGACCCCGUGAUCGGGGAUAUCGCAUUCUCUCCCGUACCCUCGCUGCCGUGCCUUUCAUAGCCCCCGCGCACCCGGUUUUCGAGGGCAUCGAGUACCUGCCUGGCGAUUAUAGCUGGCUGGAAGGCCACACCGCGUUGGACACUCCUCCAGUCCUCGAUUGGUUACCGACUGACGAGCCACUGCCCGGCUUCAAGGAUUGGUACUCCCUUCCUUUGAACAAGCGCGAUGAACAGGCUCCCAGGAACUACGUGCCGAUCCAUUACAACCCGGCCAAGGAUCCGCUGCACACACCAAACCUUCAGAACGACAUCCUAGAGCCGUUGCGGGAAGCGCUCAGCAGUGGAGACGUCAAGGUCAAGCACAUUAUUCUCGUAAAGCUGGAGAGUAACCGACAGGACGUGUUCCCCCUCCACGCUGACUCCUACGUUAUGCAGCGCGUCAGGGAGUCUUACGGCGGUCACAUCCCCAAAGAGGUUGAGGAUCGAUUGGCCCAUCUCACACCCAAUGCCGAGCAUUUCACUGGAUUCGACAAUGGAUUCGGCAAAAGUGAGCAGGACCGCCCCAGGCCCCGCGGUGGCCUCAGCGCCAAAAACGCCUACACCAGCGGCACUUUCACCCUCAAGAGCAUCACGGGCUCGCACUGCGGUCUGAACCCGCUGGCUAUCGACAUGAACCGCGAGUGGUUGUACGACAUCUACCAACCGUGCCUGCCGCAGAUUUUGGACGCAAUGAACCGCCAACCCAACAUGACGAGCGAAACGGAUGAUUGGACCUCCUGGCCGUGGCACACCAUGUGGAUGCAGUCCGUGAGCGGCGGAUACGACUACCUGACCCAUCUGAUGCCCGCUCUGGGAUUCCAGGAUCAGAUGAACAAGGAGACAAUCGACGAGAUCGGCGGCGAGUAUGCCCCCGACGGGUCGCAGGUCGUUGGCGACCGUGGUUACAUGGAUAAGGUGCUAAAGAACUAUUUCCGUGACGUCGUUGCUGAUGCCGAGAGAAACCACAAGCGCCUCUUUCUCAGUCAUCUGACGGGCGCCACGCAUCUUCCUUGGAUGCUUCCGGGACACCAGCCUGAAGACCUUGCGGGUGACACGGGGCGCACGCUGAACGAUCACAUCAACCGAUACCUGAACAGCCUGGUCUACCAGGAUGAGUGGCUGACCGAUAUUCUGAAUAUUCUUCAGGAGGCCGGUGUUGCCGAUGACACUCUUUUCGUCAUGGUUGGCGAUCACGCCGUUUCUCUCCCCAACGACGGUGGCGUAACACCCCACGACAGCCCUCACGUCCAAAACGAACACGUCCCGCUAGUCUUCUCGCACCCCAAACUCCCGCCAGUCGAAAUCGACCUCCCCAUCCAAUCCACCCAAAUCCUCCCCACAAUCCUCGACCUCCUCCUCCAAACCCCCUCCCUCAACCCAACCUCCCACCAAAUCACCAAAGACCUCCUCCCCAUGUACCAAGGCCAAUCGCUCAUCCGCCACCUCAUCCCGGAGCACAAGCACACGCAAGAAUGGCACAUCACCACCCUCAACACCGGAGGGUUAUGGAUUGCGCUCCGCUCCGCUACAAAGCAGUACCGUAUUGUGGUGCCUCUUAUCCCGAAUACCAAAUGGCGGUUUACAAAUCUUGAGGUUGAUCCGUUGGAGAUGAAGGCUAUUAAGGACUAUGGGGUUCUGUCGUUGGUGAACGCUGUGCAGAGGAGGUAUGGAGUUGAGGCUGCGGAGUGGUUGGGUGAGGCGGUUCAUGUUGCGAAGUGGUGGAUUGAGGAGAAUCAUCGUCGUUGGGGGUAUGAUCCUACUGUGCCGAAGAAUCCUUGAAAUCUCGACCUACACCCGAACGCCGGCUGAACCCCGGAAGCGAGUCUGGUCGCAAGCGCUUCUCUUCGCUCAAAACC